This is a messenger RNA of Xylaria bambusicola, 471 nucleotides long. RefSeq lists its product as uncharacterized. The coding region runs from base 1 to 471 and encodes 156 amino acids. The transcript is spliced from 2 exons. The record is from RefSeq and is a predicted model, not a curated record. NCBI's taxonomy places the organism in Eukaryota, Fungi, Ascomycota, Sordariomycetes, Xylariales, Xylariaceae.
AUGUUGUCCCUCCUCGUUAUUUCACUCACCUUCCUCGCUCAUCUCGGUGCCGGGGCUCCUGCCCCUGACCUCCUCGGGCUGCCAAUUGGGCCCCUACUGCCGCCCAAUGCCACCGGUCCACUCGCUCCCGUAAUCAGCCUUCUCGCAAAUUUAGGCAAUGGCGAUCCCCCGAAAAUCCUAUGGACGCCGAACCCCUCGCCAGAGUGCGCCAAAGAAGUUGGUGGCAACGGCGGAGAGCUCCAGUGUUGUCGGGUCACGAUCGCAGGUGAUUUGCCGAUUGUGGUGUUCCUCGCCGAGAUCUAUGGGUAUAACCUGAACCCCAACGAUGUAAACGGGGUCAUCUGUGAGUUCUUCCCUGUUUUCUUUCUUAUUAUAUCUUUCUUAGGUUUUCUCUCGGCGUGGACGUACGGUCUGCCUCCUGCUCACGAGACACCUAUCGCUUUCUGGUUGUUAGAAUCUAGUUCAGGAUGA